Molecule: messenger RNA, 611 nt
Organism: Suillus clintonianus
Lineage: Eukaryota; Fungi; Basidiomycota; Agaricomycetes; Boletales; Suillaceae
Exons: 5
Coding region: 27-611 (194 amino acids)
Source: RefSeq, a predicted model, not a curated record
UUCAUACACUGAAAAUGGCAGUUAUAAUGACCAUUCGCACUUAUGCUCUCUACGGUGGUAACAAGCACCUGCUUAUUUGGAUGACAAUCAUCAUGAUUUCUCUUGCAGUAGCAGUUUCGGUGGGAUCUUUGGGGCAUUUUUCAGGCAACACAGAUCAGACCGUCUUUUCUGCAGUUGGCUGCAAUGAAACAUAUACAGCAGAAACGUACUAUAUUCUUUCUCGCUGGCUUGGGUUGGCGUGGAUGGCCGAAUUGGUCUUCGAAUUGCUGAUCUUCGUCCUCAUAGUGUACAGGAUUUGCAAAACUCGAGGCUUGCUGCGGUUGUCUCUAUUCACAAGGAGAAAUAUAAUUAAUAUCAUAUUUCACGAUGCGAUGGCGCUGGUGAAUAUACCGAACAUCCUGACAUUCUACGUGAGUCGACGAAUGAGUAUUGAUGGAAUCUCAAAGCGCUCACACAUGUCCGUUACUCUCAUCUCUCGGCUGAUGCUUAACCUUCACAAGACUAUCGACACCGGCAUUUGCUCCACCCCCGCCCGGGAUGAUGGCCCCAGCCUCGCUGUCCUUACCACCAUGGUCAACGUACAGUCCCCGGUUUCCUCUCACGAUUGGUAG